Sciurus carolinensis (gray squirrel) is the source of this 1551-nucleotide messenger RNA. RefSeq names its product peroxiredoxin 6 (gene Prdx6). Lineage: Eukaryota; Metazoa; Chordata; Mammalia; Rodentia; Sciuridae. The record is from RefSeq and is a predicted model, not a curated record. Gene Ontology annotation, molecular function: peroxiredoxin activity. The transcript is spliced from 5 exons. The coding region runs from base 79 to 753 and encodes 224 amino acids. Gene Ontology annotation, cellular component: mitochondrion; cytosol. Gene Ontology annotation, biological process: cell redox homeostasis; cellular oxidant detoxification.
GCCUGCACCUCUCGGUCCCCGGCCGGCCGCUGAUUCUGCUGCGGCUGCGCCUGCUCACCGCUCGUCACCGCUGCCGCCAUGCCCGGAGGGCUCCUUCUCGGGGACGAAGCUCCCAACUUCGAGGCCAAUACCACGAUCGGGCGCAUCCGUUUCCACGACUUCCUGGGAGACUCAUGGGGCAUUCUCUUCUCCCACCCCCGGGACUUCACCCCCGUGUGUACCACCGAGCUCGGCAGAGCUGCAAAGCUGGCACCAGAGUUUGCCAAGAAGAAUGUUAAGCUGAUCGCCCUUUCAAUAGACAGUGUUGAGGACCAUCUUGCGUGGAGCAAGGAUAUCAACGCUUACAAUGGUGAGGAGCCCACAGAAAAGCUGCCCUUUCCCAUCAUUGAUGAUAAGAAUCGGGACCUUGCCAUCCAGCUGGGCAUGCUGGACCCGGCGGAGAAGGACGAGAAGGGCAUGCCUGUGACGGCUCGUGUGGUGUUUGUUUUUGGUCCUGAUAAGAAAUUGAAGCUUUCUAUCCUCUACCCAGCUACCACGGGCAGGAACUUUGAUGAGAUCCUCCGAGUAGUUACCUCUCUCCAGCUGACAGCUGAAAAGAGGGUCGCCACCCCAGUCGACUGGAAGGAUGGGGACAGUGUGAUGGUCCUUCCCACCAUCCCUGAAGAGGAGGCCAAAAAGCUUUUCCCGAAAGGCGUCUUCACCAAAGAGCUCCCUUCUGGCAAGAAGUACCUCCGCUACACUCCCCAGCCUUGAGCAGGGCCGGGCGGCGGCCCUCCUGCCGCAGCUCCCUGGAGGCACCCGGUGUGAUCACGGUGCGGUUGUGGGUCACUCUGCUACUGGCGUGCUCAGUGGCGUGGCACUAACACUUCUCGGGACUCUACUCUGUGCCUUCACCAGCUGUGUGUUCUGCUCACAAGCCUCAGCUCUCUGAAGUAGGUUCCGCGUUUGAGACUCGGAUCUCGUUGUAUCUCCGCAGGGUUGUGUUCAGCGAGGUAUUAUGUGGAUGGUGGAGAAGCUUGCUUCACGCCGUCACAGGAUGACUGUAACUCACGCAGCCCUCCUGAUCUAAUCCUCUCAUUACCCAUUUUGCAGAGCAUUAGAACUUGAGGCUCAACUUCCUCUGUAAAUGUCUAAGUGUGUGGAACAAAAAGUAACCCAGAUAUUCUUUAAUAGUGUUUUGAUCACAACCAGGGGGCAAAACUUUUUCAAUUCUAUACUUUUCUAGUAGAUCAUUGAAGUGGGAAGAUAAGGAGAGGCAUCUUUAUUUUGCCGUCAAAUUUUUUUUUUUUUUUGCAAGAAACUUCUUUCAAAAGGGGGAGACUGCAGAGAAGACUUCAUUUGCCUGCCAGGGAGGUGCCCGAAGGUGUGAGCAAGACAAGCCCCAGAGUGUUGCUGACAUCAGUCUGCCCUUGGUUGAUGUGUGCAUGGGAGGCACGCUCUGAAAGGAGGUGGAAUGAGCAUGUUGUUAUGGAACCGUUCUUGCAGUGGGUUGCAGUUUUCUAAAUUUUGCUUUUUGGGGAUCAGCAAAUAAAAUCCUUUGUUGAAAUUGGA